AUGAUGUAUGCUCGUUGGUUUAUCGAAAAAAACUUUGUCAAAAAAGAGGCUGAUUUCUUGAAGGAUAAAUUAGAAUUAGAUUUGAAAACAAUAUUUGAGGAGUAUAACGGUGGUGGGACGGGUGGAUCUCAAAGUGACUCUGCAGAACCACCCGUAUUAGUUGGACGAAUUGGAAAUCCCGACUAUUAUUAUGGGGUAUUUUUGCAAUCAAGUGGUGUCAAACCAAGUGGAGUGAAAUCUGAAUUAACAAAGUACCUAGAAGAUGGAUUAGAAGAUGAUAUUCCUAACUUUGAUAUCUUAAAUUGGUGGAAGGUGUAUUCAAGUCGACUUCCAAUCCUAUCUAACAUUGCGAGAGAGUUAUUAGCUAUACCCGUCUCAACGGUGGCAUCUGAGUCCGCCUUCAGUACCGGAGGAAGGGUGCUCAAUGAAUAUCGCAGUCGCCUAACUCCUAAAUCUGUGGAAGCACUUAUAUGCACAGAAGACUGGCUUGGCGGAUCACCUUCACCAUUGCCCACACAAGAUGAUAUUGAAGAGCUUGAGAAGAUUGAGCGAGAAUAUUUUUUGCAAAACCAAUCUAACGGAGGUAAUUCUUAUGAUACUUUUGAUGAGGAUUGA
Lathyrus sativus (Indian pea) is the source of this 615-nucleotide messenger RNA. The record is from the annotation of a GenBank genome assembly. Lineage: Eukaryota; Viridiplantae; Streptophyta; Magnoliopsida; Fabales; Fabaceae.